UGUUAACCGAGGCGUUUGUAAACCGAGGUCCCACUGUAAUUCGAAUUAUCUCAAUAUAAUCUAAAUAAUGAUCUCCUUAUAAAAUAUUAAAUGCUUAUGAUGUAAUAAUAAAUAUGGCAGUGAGGCUGCAGGCACAUGAUCUAAUACACUAAAACUGCUUCAUUAAGCUAAAGUUGUUUUGGUGCUUGGCAUGUCCCCUUUAAUGAUAUAAUAAAAUUCCGGGUUGGCUAAUGUCCGUGUGCAUUCCUUCACAGAGGAGAGCAGUCAGCUGAUGUACAGGUAAGGCGGGAAAUGACUGGGUAAUCGGGCCAGGGUACUCCUAGCAUCAUAGCCACCAUAGCGGGAUGUACAGGGGCCGCAGAGGAACCUUUUAAAGCCCUGUGAUAUAUUUCGGAAGCCAUCCCCCUGAUUCCCUUGCUGCCUCACCAGCGGAUAAAUGUUGUUGUGUGGCUCAGCAUAGUGUAUCUGUUCUCUCAGCAGCCAUGAAAACAUACAGACAUGGCGUAGUUCUCCAGGUAAUGCAACUAACGCAAUUUCAUUUUGGUGCUUUUUUUUCAGGAGCUGAAGCAACAGAAAUGGAUCAAGAGCUGGAUCACAGAAACAUGAAGGAGAACAUACUAACCGUGCGUGAUCUCCACGAGACACCUGAACACGGGGAGAUUAGAGAGAACAUACUAACCGUGCGUGAUCUCCAGGAGACAUCGGAACACGGGGAGAUUAGACAGAACAUACUAACAGAGCGUGAUCUCCACGAGACACCGGAACACGGGGAGAUUAGAGAGAACAUACUAACAGAGCGUGAUCUCCACGAGACACCGGAACACGGGGAGAUUAGAGAGAACAUACUAACAGAGCGUGAUCUCCACGAGACACCGGAACACGGGGAGAUUAGAGAGAACAUACUAACAGAGCGUGAUCUCCACGAGAUGCAAGAAUAUAUAUCAAAAUUUGAGGCGACAGAAGCCGAAAGCAUCAGGUAA
Pelobates cultripes (western spadefoot toad) is the source of this 980-nucleotide messenger RNA. NCBI's taxonomy places the organism in Eukaryota, Metazoa, Chordata, Amphibia, Anura, Pelobatidae. The record is from the annotation of a GenBank genome assembly.